AUUUAAAAAAAAUUUAAAGACUGAAUUCGACCUGCUGCAUAUAUAUUAAGUCUGUAUUCAGUGCCAUCUAGGGAGGAAGUCAAGAGCAAAAGGGGCGGACCAUCCUGUAUGAUCCUGUAGCUCUCUCCUGUCACUUUCAGCUGAGAGCUAACAGAACAAACUUUGAACCCUGACAAACCUUCUGCAGACCUCGGAGGACUGCAGAUAUCAAGUUUGAAUCCGAUUUUGGGCUAUUGUAGAAGGCAUGCUGUUUCUGAUGUGAGACUUAAAGAGGCUUGAUCUCAGCCCCACCGCCGUUAGUGUCCCGUACCCACAAGAUGCCCCCGAUGAGGGAGGCCUCUGACCAGCAGCAGGCAGCAGCGGUCCCGUGCAGAAAUUGCAGAACCACCACCCACGAGCACCAAGCGAGAAUUCUGCAGAACCUGAACAAGCUGCGGCAGAACUCUGCAUUCUGCGACGUCGAGGUUUCCGCCGGAGAUGGAAUCACAAUCAAGGCCCACAGGGUCGUCCUGUCAGCCAGCACGCCUUACUUUGAAGCCAUGUUCAGCAGAGGCCUUAUCGAAGAACGCCAACCUCAUAUUGUUCUCCAUUCAAUCAACGGAUACAUCUUGAAAAUCCUCAUCGACUUUAUUUACACUGGUGAUGUUCGAAUUACCAGAGACAACGUUCAGGACGUGAUGGCUGCGGCCGACAUGAUCCAGCUGAAGGACGUAGUCACUGUGUGCACACAGUUCAUGAAGUCGGAACUUGAUCCCACGAACGCCGUCGGCAUUUACAGAUUUUCAGAAGUGCACAACUGCAGAGAACUGAUUGCAGCAUCGACCAAAUAUGUCCAGGACCACUUCCCGCUCGUCUGUUGCGAGGAAGAAUUUCUUGAGCUUCCAAAAGAGCAGCUCUGCUUUUUCCUUUCUAGUGAAUUUCUCAAAGUAGACAGCGAAUUCCAAGUGUUUGAAGCUGCAAUGCGGUGGUUUAGCCAUGACGUGAUACAAAGGCGGCGCUAUGUCUUUGAAAUCCUGAAGCCUAUCCGCCUGCCACUGUUGCCGUCGUCGUUGCUUGAGAGGGCAAUUGCAGAGUGUGUAGACGUCAGUUUAAAAGUGGCCUUGAAGAGCGUCCGGAACGACCUGGUCUCAAAACGGGGCAGUCUGGUUCCGCUCAGCGUUUCACCGCGCAUUGCUGCCAAAAAGGACAUCUAUGUCAUAGGCGGCUCCAAGAGAGAAAUAAUCAGCACAUGGACAAGGUCAGAGUGCACUUAUACUUCAAUAGAGUGCUUUGACACUUUCAGACAACAUUGGUGUCCUCGGAAAUCCAGCAUGGCAAUCGGUUGGAUUCAGCCAGGAGUUGUUGCUCUUGACGGCCUCAUCUAUGUUGUUGGUGGCGAGCAAGACUCGCAAAUUUUGGCCAAUGGGGAGGUUUACAACCCUAGAGAUGACACCUGGGCAAGUGUUGCCAGCAUGGUUGUCCCAAGAUGCGAGUUUGGCCUUUGUGCACUGCACGGUUACCUGUACGCAAUUGGUGGCUGGGUAGGUGAAGACAUCGGAGGUAGCAUAGAACGGUACGACCCUCUGGAAAACAUAUGGACAUUGGACGGCUCGCUUCCAGCGCCUAGAUUCAGCAUGGGUGUUGUUGCGUAUCAAGGACUAAUUUACAUAGUCGGCGGAUGUCUGCACAACAAGCGCCAUUUGACAGACCUCAUCAGUUACAACCCUGUGGCAAACGAGUGGGUCACGUUGGCGCCGAUGCUUGUUCCGCGCAGCCAGAUGGGUGUUGCUGUGAUGGACAAUUUUCUUUAUGUGGUUGGAGGCAUCAACCGACAGCACGAAGUGUUGCAGUCGGUUGAAAGAUACAAUUUCCUAGAGGACAAAUGGAUUGAAGUUCCUUCUCUGAAACGAGGUCGUGCCAGUCCUGCUGUGGCGGCUGCCGAUGGCCUGCUUUAUGUCAUGGGUGGUGACCACUCGCACGAAGUCAACUUCUAUCGCGCCCGCAUCACCAUGACCAGCGUCGAGUGCUUCAACCCCUUGACUAACACUUGGUCUGACCGACCACCCCUUCCCGAGAGCCGAAGUGAGGCAGGCGCGGUUGUUGUAUAGUUUUAACAUUUAAUCCCAAAAGACGGAACAAAACGCCAAUUAUCUUCGUUGAUUACUUGACUAUCAAAUCUGUGGGACGGGAAUGAAACAACUCAUAUCACGCAGACGUAUUCAGAAAAUUAGACUUGAUUUUCCACUUUUAGUCUUAAAUCCACAAGCAAUUUAAUUUUCUUUGGUUUUGAAAGUGGCAUAAGGAAUUAAAGAGAAGAGGUAAGUGUAAUAAUUACAUCGCUGUGAAGUAGAGAAAUCUCGCAAGCUUUUAAAGCUCAUGACCAUUGGUUUUAGUCACUAAAGGUUUUAAUUUUACAAAAGUCAUUGUUAUUACUCGAAAUUGUAGUUCAUAAAA
Messenger RNA from Neocloeon triangulifer, 2433 nucleotides. RefSeq names its product actin-binding protein IPP. The coding region runs from base 318 to 2087 and encodes 589 amino acids. Gene Ontology annotation, molecular function: protein binding. Lineage: Eukaryota; Metazoa; Arthropoda; Insecta; Ephemeroptera; Baetidae. The record is from RefSeq and is a predicted model, not a curated record. The transcript is spliced from 8 exons.